This is a messenger RNA of Trichoderma aggressivum f. europaeum, 1392 nucleotides long. RefSeq lists its product as uncharacterized. The transcript has 5 exons. Gene Ontology annotation, molecular function: metalloaminopeptidase activity; manganese ion binding. NCBI's taxonomy places the organism in Eukaryota, Fungi, Ascomycota, Sordariomycetes, Hypocreales, Hypocreaceae. Gene Ontology annotation, biological process: proteolysis. Bases 1 to 1392 code for a protein of 463 amino acids. The record is from RefSeq and is a predicted model, not a curated record.
AUGGUCGCCGAAGAUUUCGAAGCCGUGCUCAAGGGCAAGUACCCGGGCAAGGCGCACGCCAGCCGCGUCGUCGACCAGAUCCGCAACAAGGAUCCCAAGGCCAACGGCGUUCUCUAUCUCGAGGGCCGCAUGACCAAGCUCCUCGAGGACAAUGACUCUCCCGAGCCCUUCCGCCAGCGUCGCUACUUCUACUACCUCACCGGCUGCAACCUGCCCGACUGCUACUUCACCUACGACAUCCAGUCCGCCAAGUCGACCCUCUUCAUCCCCCCGAUCGACCCUCGCGAUGUCAUCUGGUCCGGCCUCCCAACCACCAUCGACGAGGCCCUCGAGCUGUACGACGUCGACGAGGUCAAGUACACCACCGAGGUCAACGCCACGCUGGCUCACAUUUCGAGCACAAACUCCACCUCUACAAUCUACGCCAUCAACGGCCAGGUCUCGGAUCACAUCACCUUUAUCGGAUUCGAGAACAAGGACUUUGCUCUCCUCAAGGAGGCCAUUGAACUCUCUCGGGUCGUCAAGGACGAGUUCGAGGUGGCCAUGAUCCGCAAGGCCAACCACGUCUCCAGCUUGGCCCACAAGGCCGUUGUUGAAAAGGCAAACAAGGCGUCCAACGAGAGGGAGCUUGAGGCUGUCUUCUUGGAGCGAUGCGUUGCCCACGGCGCCAAGAACAUGGCAUACACGCCCAUUGUUGCCAGCGGCACGGCUGCGGCGACUCUUCACUACAUCACCAACGUUGCUCCGUUGGCUGGAAAGCAGAACCUGCUGAUUGAUGCCGGUGCCGAGUGGGACAAUUACGCUGCUGAUAUUACAAGAACUUUCCCCCUCAACGGCAAGUUCACCAAAGAGGGCCGUGAGAUUUACGACAUCGUCCUCAAGAUGCAAAAGGAGACCAUGGCUAUCCUCAAGGCCGGCGUGCACUGGGAAGAUGCCCACAUCCUGGCCCACAAGAUUGCCAUUGACGGCCUGUUGGCCAUCGGCAUCCUCAAGGGCGACAAGGACGAGAUCUUCAAGGCCAGAACCAGCCAGGCCUUCUUCCCCCACGGCCUUGGACACUACCUGGGCAUGGACACCCACGACACCGGCGGUAACCACAACCGCCAGGACCCCGAUGUCAUCUUCCAGAACCUGCGCCUGCGAGGCCAGGUCCCCGCUGGUGGCGUUGUGACUGUUGAGCCGGGUGUCUACUUUUGCAAGUUCAUCAUCGAUCCCUACUUGGAGAACCCCGAGCACAGCAAGUACAUUGACGCCGAUGUGCUUGCCAAGUACUGGGACGUGGGCGGUGUUCGUAUCGAGGACAACAUUCUCGUCACCGAGACGGGCUACGAAAACCUCACCACCGCAAUCAAGGAGCCGGCUCAGUUGGAGGCCCUCAUGGCGGCUAGCUAG